This is a messenger RNA of Melanotaenia boesemani (Boeseman's rainbowfish), 7783 nucleotides long. Its product is annotated as voltage-dependent R-type calcium channel subunit alpha-1E-like. Bases 87 to 6494 code for a protein of 2135 amino acids. Gene Ontology annotation, biological process: chemical synaptic transmission; calcium ion import across plasma membrane. The record is from RefSeq and is a predicted model, not a curated record. The transcript is spliced from 46 exons. Gene Ontology annotation, molecular function: high voltage-gated calcium channel activity. NCBI's taxonomy places the organism in Eukaryota, Metazoa, Chordata, Actinopteri, Atheriniformes, Melanotaeniidae. Gene Ontology annotation, cellular component: membrane; neuronal cell body; voltage-gated calcium channel complex.
UUGAGUACAUGAUCCCUGGCUACCAUCACUGCUAACUGUAUUGUCCUGGCCUGGAGCAGCACCUCCCUGGAGAGGAUAAGACCCCCAUGGCAAAACGACUGGAGAAGACAGAGCCAUACUUUAUUGGGAUAUUCUGCUUUGAAGCAGGGAUCAAGCUGGUCGCUCUUGGUUUUGUUUUCCAUAAAGGCUCCUACCUGAGGAACGGCUGGAACGUUAUGGACUUCAUAGUCGUACUAAGUGGGAUCCUGGCCACAGCUGGUGCCCACAUGAACAUCCCAGUCGACCUUCGGACCCUGAGGGCUGUUCGAGUGCUGAGACCUCUGAAACUCGUCUCUGGGAUCCCCAGCCUACAGAUUGUGCUGAAGUCCAUCAUGAAGGCCAUGAUCCCACUGCUACAGAUCGGUCUACUCUUAUUCUUCGCCAUCCUCAUGUUUGCAAUCAUCGGUCUGGAGUUCUACAGCGGGAAGCUUCACCAAACCUGCUUGCCAUCAGAUGAUAUUUUCGAUAAUGAGACCGUUGACUCAUCCGAGCUGGCAUUUGCAUGUGGUGUGAGAAAGUGUCCAGAGAAAUAUGACUGCAAUGAUACCUGGAUUGGGCCCAAUGAUGGCAUCACGCAGUUUGACAACAUCCUCUUUGCUGUUCUCACGGUGUUCCAGUGUAUCACCAUGGAGGGAUGGACGGCCGUGCUCUACAAUACCAACGAUGCCCUGGGUCCUACAUGGAACUGGAUGUACUUCAUUCCUCUCAUCAUAAUUGGCUCGUUCUUUGUCUUAAAUCUAGUUUUGGGUGUUCUUUCUGGAGAAUUUGCCAAGGAGAGGGAGAGGGUGGAGAAUCGGCGAGCUUUCAUGAAGCUACGUCGGCAGCAGCAGGUGGAACGAGAACUCAACGGCUACCGAGCCUGGAUAGACAGGGCAGAGGAAGUCAUGCUUGCUGAAGAGAACAAAAAUUCAGGGAGAUCACCGUUAGAUGUGCUCAAGAGAGCGAGUAAGAAAACUGGUGCACGAAGAGGAGCACCGGGGGACGACAAGUAUGCGGAAAUGUCUGCUGCCAGCAUGUCGCGAUCAAGAGUAUACUUUCGAAGUGGUCGUCGUGGCCCAGCUGCCUACCUGCGACGUAAAGAGCGCAUGUUGCGCAUUUCCAUCCGCCGCAUGGUGAAAACAGAUACUUUCUACUUGAUGGUGCUCAGUCUGGUGGCUCUCAACACCAUCUGCGUGGCCAUCGUGCACCAUGACCAGCCUGACUGGCUCACCAUCUUCCUCUACUAUGCAGAGUUUGUUUUCCUCGGGCUGUUUCUGGCUGAGAUGUUUUUGAAAAUGUAUGGCCUGGGUUUCCGGCUCUAUUUCCACUCAUCUUUCAACUGCUUUGACUGUGGGGUCAUUGUUGGCAGCAUCUUUGAGGUGGUUUGGGGCUUCUUCAGGCCCGGCAUGUCAUUUGGUAUCAGUGUUCUGAGAGCGCUGAGACUUCUGAGGAUUUUCAAGAUUACCAAGUACUGGGCUUCUCUCAGGAACCUGGUUGUGUCCCUCAUGAGCUCCAUGAAGUCCAUUAUCAGCCUGCUUUUCCUUCUUUUCCUCUUCACUGUGGUGUUUGCUCUGCUGGGAAUGCAGCUUUUUGGAGGGAGGUUCAUCUUUGAAGAUUACACUCCCACCAACUUUGACACUUUUCCAGCUGCCAUCAUGACAGUGUUUCAGAUUUUAACUGGCGAGGACUGGAAUGAGGUGAUGUAUAAUGGGAUUCGCUCGCAGGGAGGCGUUCAGUAUGGCAUGUGGUCAUCCAUCUACUUCAUAGUGCUCACACUGUUUGGUAAUUACACACUCCUGAAUGUCUUCUUGGCCAUCGCUGUGGAUAAUCUGGCCAACGCACAGGAACUGACAAAGGAUGAAGAGGAGGAAGAGGAGUUCUUUAAUCAGAGAUAUGCCAGAGGAAGAGAUGGCUUGAUAUCUGAUGGCAGAAGAAGACCCUACCUAUACAGGAAACGGGCAAUCCACAGAGGGCGACCAAACUUCCCAGAGGAACCUGAUGGUGCAGCACCUGCUGCAGAUGAGCAGCCCCUUAAUGGUUCCAAGCCCUUUGUAAACCGCCGCGAAAGGAGGAGAAAGGUUAACAUGUCAGUGUGGGAGCAAAGAGCAAACCAGCUGCGCAAACGUCGCCAGAUGGCGAGCAGAGAGGAGUUGUUUAGCAGCCCUACUGAGGACACCACUGAAACUCCUACCAUUCCCCACAAUGCCUCUGCCCUUUCCCCAGAGGCUAGCCCAGCUCACUUGCCCGAAUCGCCCAUGUCGGUGGGAAUGCCACUUCCUGAGCCUCCUAUGUCCAUCUCUAUUCCCAUGCCUGAGCCUCCAGUGGCUGAACCUCUUGUAAACUUAAGCGAGGAGAAAGCAGCAGGAGCAAACCAUAGAACUGCAGGUGGAGGCAGACACAGGAUGGCUCGAAAGUUUAGGUCCAGUCAGGGGCCUGAAGAAGGGGCCCGGCACAGGCGUCACCGUCACCGUGAUGCCCGCACUGAAGCCAAGAGUUUGGACUUUGCGCAGACACCGCGUGAGGUACUACAUGUGAGACGGUCUCUCAGCCAAGAGAGGAAAAUAUUGGAUGAAAGGGAUGAGAAGGAGGAAAGGGAGGAUAGGGAGAGAGCAGAAGGAGAAGGAGGAUCAGUCCAAGAUGAUGGUGGAACAUGCAUUGUUAAUCCAUAUGCAGAAGUUGGAGAAGACUGUAGAAGAGCUGCUGCAUCCAGCAGCGACAUGCUCGAUCCUUUGCAGCGUGAGCAGGGCUGUUCCUGGUCAGAGCAGGGUGAGGAUGGCCAUACAGAUCAGUACGACCCUCUGUGUCAAAACGUCCCUGUAGAAGCUGCUUUAGAGGCCACAGAGUUCAGCGUGAGCACCAUUGAGUCUGAGAAACGUCAGGUCUCCCUCAAACGUGACAAGUCCAGCCUGGAGGGCAGCGUUGCCAUUGAAAUGUCUGCACAACCACUUCUGGAGCUCACGCCCAUGACAGUCAACAGUAAAGAUUUGGAGGCAUAUCAGUCUGACGAGGGAGAGAAAGAAGAAGAGACAGAAGAGGAGGAACCUCCGAGGCCUCCUAAACCUGUAGCCCCAGACAGUAUGUUCAUCUUCAAGGCGUCAAACCCUAUUAGGAGGAUUUGUCACUAUGUGGUGACUCUACGUUAUUUUGAGAUGACCAUCCUCCUGGUGAUCGUGGCGAGCAGCAUUGCAUUGGCAGCUGAGGACCCUGUAUGCACAAAUUCAGACAGAAACAAGGUGCUUCGAUAUUUUGAUUAUGUUUUCACUGGAGUGUUCACCUUUGAGAUGAUCAUAAAGAUGAUAGACCAAGGUCUCAUUCUGCAUGAUGGCUCUUAUUUCCGAGACAUGUGGAACAUCCUGGACUUCAUUGUUGUGGUGGGAGCGCUGAUCGCCUUUGCUCUAACGAAUGUGAUGGGAAACAACAAAGGCAGAGACAUCAAGACAAUAAAGUCCCUGCGAGUUUUGAGGGUUCUGCGGCCUCUUAAAACCAUCAAGAGGCUUCCAAAGCUCAAGGCCGUUUUUGACUGUGUGGUCACAUCUCUGAAGAAUGUCUUCAACAUCCUCAUUGUGUACCAGCUUUUCAUGUUCAUCUUCGCUGUCAUCGCAGUGCAGCUCUUUAAGGGGAAGUUCUUCUAUUGCACUGACAGCUCCAUGAAUACAGAGAAGGAAUGCCGAGGCUUCUACAUCGACUACAGCAGAGACAAGAAGGAGGUCAAGAGGAGAGAGUGGAGGAGACAUGAGUUUCACUACGACAACGUCUGCUGGGCCCUGCUCACACUUUUCACUGUGUCUACUGGAGAAGGAUGGCCUCAGGUCCUCCAGCACUCUACUGAUGUCACGGAGGAGAACAUGGGGCCAAGUCGUGGGAACCGGAUGGAGAUGUCCGUUUUCUAUGUGGUCUAUUUUGUGGUUUUCCCAUUCUUCUUUGUUAACAUCUUUGUGGCUCUCAUCAUCAUCACCUUCCAGGAACAGGGUGACAAGAUGAUUCAGGAGUGCAGCCUGGAGAAGAAUGAGAGGGCAUGCAUUGACUUCGCCAUCAGCGCUAAGCCGAUGACACGCUACAUGCCUCAGAACAGACAAACCUUUCAAUACAGACUGUGGCACUUUGUGGCAUCGCCUUCAUUUGAGUACACAGUCCUCGUCAUGAUCGCUCUCAAUACUGUUGUUCUCAUGAUGAAGUACCACUCAGCCCCAACAGCUUAUGAUGCAGUCCUAAAACACCUAAACACGGCCUUCACCGUCCUCUUCUCUUUGGAGUGUAUACUCAAGAUCAUGGCCUUUGGUUUAGUGAAUUACUUUCGAGACACUUGGAAUAUUUUUGAUUUUAUCACUGUUCUUGGUAGUAUCACAGAAAUAAUAGUGGAUUUGCAGUCGGUGAACACCAUCAACAUGAGUUUCCUGAAGCUUUUCCGAACAGCCAGGUUGAUUAAGCUGCUGAGACAGGGCUACACCAUCCGCAUACUGCUGUGGACAUUCGUACAAUCAUUCAAGGCUCUCCCUUAUGUCUGCCUCCUAAUUGCCAUGCUUUUCUUCAUAUAUGCCAUAAUAGGAAUGCAGGUGUUUGGAAACAUCAAGCUCAAUGAUGAGAGUCACAUCAAUCAGCACAACAAUUUUAAGACCUUUUUCAGUGCACUGAUGCUUCUGUUCAGGAGUGCUACGGGGGAAUCCUGGCAGGAGAUUAUGCUCUCCUGUCUGUCUGGACAGGAGUGUGAACCAGACUCUUCCAUUGCCCCCUUCACCCUGUCUCCAGACCAUGAAGGCGGCUGUGGGACCGACUUUGCUUACUGCUACUUUGUCUCCUUCAUCUUCUUCAGCUCAUUCUUGAUGCUGAAUCUUUUUGUGGCUGUGAUCAUGGAUAAUUUUGAGUACCUGACAAGAGACUCCUCAAUCCUGGGUCCCCAUCACCUGGAUGAGUUUGUUAGAAUCUGGGGGGAGUAUGAUCGGCUGGCUUGUGGGCGCAUUCACUACACAGCUAUGUAUGAGAUGUUGACACACAUGUCACCACCCCUGGGCCUGGGUAAAAAAUGUCCUGCUAAGAUUGCCUAUAAGAGGCUGGUGCUGAUGAACAUGCCUGUAGAUGAAGAUAUGACCGUCCACUUCACCUCCACUCUGAUGUCACUCAUCCGCACAGCGUUGGACAUCAAAAUAGCUCGAGGUGGUGAAGACAGAAUCGCUCUGGAUGCUGAACUGCAGAAGGAGAUCAGUAUCAUUUGGCCCUAUCUACCCCAGAAGACCUUGGAUCUACUGGUGCCAAUUAACAAAGAUACUGACAUGACUGUGGGGAAGAUCUACGCUUCAAUGAUGAUCAUGGACUACUUCAAACAAAACAAAGCAAAAAAACUCAGACAACAGUUGGAAGCUCAGAAGAGUAACUUGAUGUUUAAACGUCUGGACGCCUCAACCCUCCCUGAGGAUAUUCUGUCAAACACUCAGCCGCUGCCAAUGAUGGCCCACAGUGCUGGUUCAGCCCUGACCAGAGGAGGCUUUGUGGCUCUCAGCCCCAUCUCACCACAGGAACUAUUUCUGCAGCCCGUCAGCUCAGACACUGAUGCCAGUCAGCAGCAGAAUCAGGUGGGCGAGUGCAGUUGGGGGAUUAAAGCCCCACUGGAGCUUCCACUUGGGAGGGGCCUGUGUGUGCGGGCCUCUUCCAUGCCCCGUCUGGCUGUAGAGUCGCAGCAGGGAGAAGGUGCAGGUGGCUCCAUGAAACGUUCAGUCUCCACAGUUGCGGAUCAGUGUGUAAAUGGACUAUGGCAGGAGGAGAAAAGUCCUGAACGAGUGUACCGACCUCGUCACAAAAGCUACAAGGCUGCUGUUUCUCGGUCUGAGCAAAGGGAGCGCGGCCGAUCUAAGGAGCGCUGUCACCUCCUGUCUCCAGACACGUCACGUUGUAAUUCGGAGGAAAGAAGCUUACAGCCAUCACGAUCCUCCAGUGUGGAGAGAGCACACCCCCAGGAUAAACAGGGCAACAGUUCAGACAGCCCGGUGCCCUCCACCUCAGAGUCCAGCACGCCCAGCGGCCGGCGACCUCUAUCACAAACCCCGACGCGCCCUCACAUCUCCUACUCCCCGCUUGUGUGUCGCACACAAGCCUCUGUGGGUGAAGACGAGGAUGAACAGGGCAGCCCAGAGACCAUUAGGCGGAAAAAACCCACAUGGGAGACCCAAGAGGUGGUCGAAGGAGAGAGGCAAAGCGAGGCACUCAGACAUGCCUCCCCACCUCGACGUUACCCUUCAGAGCCUUUCCUAACCUCUCAGGAGGACGACCACAGCCCAGACCCUUCUGGUCCCAUGGAGACAUUGACCUUCGAGGCAGCUGUAGCCUGCAGUCUGGGACGCUCAAACACCAUCAGCUCAGCCCGUCCUCGCUUGCGAACCGGCUGGCAAGUCCCCAAUGGACAUUUUCGUAAGCGCCUGGUGCAGACAGCCUCAGCUGCAGGCUGCGACCCCCUCAGCGACACAGAGGAAGACGACAGGUGCUAGGGACAGAGGACAAAGCAUGGGGGAUAAGGGCAAAUCCCAGAGAGGUGUGAGAGGACACUGUGCAACAGUGUCCAGAGUGAAAGUUGAAUAUGACUCUUUUUGCAUCUUCAAGGCUGUGAGCCCUCAGGAUGUUUGAUAAAAACCCAAAAUGAAAACCAAUACUUCCUGAAUAUGUAGUUGCUAAUUCACACAGAACACUGACAAUCAUUGAAGUCUAUUUCCUGAUUUUUACUUGAUGAUAGAGAGUAAUAAUGCGCCUCAAGUAGUCGCUGAAUACGGAAAAUUAAUUAAAUGAAUGGCUCAGAUAAUGCUAUUUCUGUCAAUUGGUAUUUUCUUUUCUGAAGUGUUGCUCUAAACAGUAUUUAUCUGUGGGGUGUGUGAAUAUGUAACUACAUUUUCUUAAUUAUUUGUUUUGUAAAUAUGUUGUGAUCAUCUUACCAUUGCUAUUUAUCAGAACAGAUCAACACAACAAGCCAUCACGAAGAGGCAAUCUAAUAUUUUACCAGACAAUGUGGAUACUAAUAAGUGACACUUUAUAAUGCUGGAUUUUUUUACAGUAUGAAUGAAUGUGCAGGGGAGAAACUGCCUGAUUUUCCCAACAUCAUUUUUCUUCUUGGUAUUGAACAUAAUAAUUUGUGAGGUAUGGAUACAACAAUAGAAUAACAUAGAGAAGAUGCUUUUGUGAUUUCACCUGAUGUUAUUAAGUCAUUCCUCCACCAAACUUGAGACUUUUAAGAUUUCUUGAAUAUCUUUUAAAACAGUCUAAUUUCUAUUUUUCUUAACUGUCUAAAACCUUUCAACGAGAAAUUUCCCUGCAAUUUCAGUACAUUGGCUUUCAUAGUACCUGUGAGAGCCAUUUUCAACUGAUUCAAAACAAAAUUAUGUAUUAAUUUUUUACUUUUCUUCAUAAUUGUGAAUAUUGUAUGAGUCAUUGCGGAGGAUGACUGUAGAAAAGAUGCAAAUACACCAUGAAAUGUUUUGCGUAAAUAUAAAAAAAAUCCACAAUACUACAUUACAUAUUAAUAAUGUACAGAUAAAUUAUGCUGUUUGUAAGAUUUAGAGAGGAAAAAAUAUUAUAAGCUGAUGAGCUUUAAUGGUAACAGAGUCCUUGGAAAUAUUCAGAUUAAGGUUUGUGUAUUUGUUUUAUUUGCCUGAGGUAGGCUAAAUCUGUGAAACUCACUUAACCAAAAACAUGGAGAUUUGUAUAAUAAGUUCAAGGAAUGCAAAUACUUUGUGGGUUUUUAUGUGUACAAUAGCUGUAUAUACUAAUAAAGGUGUCCUGAAGUUGC